AUUCGACUUUCUUGCGUCUUACUCCAUUCUCAUCGAAGCUCUCUCUUUUGUAUUCAGUAGAUUAGGGAAGAUACAAAAAUCGAAGCUCCGCAUCAAUGGCGGCCUCUGCAAUGGUAGUGGAUCCUAAACCGGCGUUAGAGCCGCCGCCAUCGUUCCCCUCCACGAGAUCCGACUUGCAAGGUCUCAGUGAGCAGUACCAAUCUAACGACGAAGACGAUCUCUACAGCCGCCUAAAGUCCCUUCAACGCCAGUUGGAAUUCAUCGAUAUCCAGGAAGAAUACGUCAAGGAUGAACAGAAGAAUCUCAAGCGCGAGCUUCUACGUGCCCAGGAAGAGGUCAAGAGGAUCCAAUCGGUGCCUCUCGUUAUCGGCCAGUUUAUGGAGAUGGUUGAUCAGAACAACGGGAUUGUUGGCUCCACCACCGGCUCCAAUUACUACGUCAGGAUUCUCAGCACCAUCAAUCGCGAGCUUCUGAAGCCCUCCGCUUCCGUUGCCUUGCACCGCCACUCCAAUGCCCUUGUUGACGUUCUACCCCCUGAGGCCGAUUCCAGUAUUUCCCUGCUUAGCCAGUCCGAGAAGCCGGAUGUCACUUAUAAUGAUAUUGGAGGAUGUGACAUUCAGAAACAAGAAAUCCGAGAAGCAGUUGAAUUACCACUUACUCAUCAUGAAUUAUAUAAGCAAAUUGGUAUUGAUCCCCCGCGAGGUGUGUUGCUUUAUGGUCCUCCUGGUACUGGUAAAACUAUGCUAGCUAAGGCUGUUGCUAAUCAUACGACUGCUGCUUUUAUAAGAGUUGUUGGUUCAGAAUUUGUUCAAAAGUAUUUGGGUGAGGGCCCACGCAUGGUUCGUGAUGUCUUCCGUCUUGCCAAGGAGAAUGCUCCUGCCAUUAUCUUUAUUGAUGAGGUAGAUGCUAUAGCUACUGCAAGGUUUGAUGCUCAAACUGGAGCAGACAGAGAAGUUCAGCGUAUCCUCAUGGAGCUCCUCAAUCAGAUGGAUGGGUUUGACCAGACAGUUAAUGUUAAGGUUAUAAUGGCUACUAAUCGAGCAGACACUCUGGACCCAGCACUUUUGCGUCCAGGAAGGCUUGACCGGAAGAUUGAAUUUCCUUUACCUGAUAGGCGACAGAAAAGACUCGUUUUUCAGGUUUGCACUGCUAAAAUGAACUUGAGUGAUGAGGUAGACUUGGAAGACUAUGUCUCUCGACCAGAUAAAAUCAGCGCUGCCGAGAUUUCAGCUAUAUGCCAAGAAGCAGGAAUGCAUGCUGUUCGCAAGAAUCGGUAUGUCAUUCUUCCCAAGGACUUUGAGAAGGGUUACCGAACCAAUGUGAAGAAGCCUGAUACCGACUUCGAAUUCUACAAAUAAUAAGUGUUAUCAAAUUUGCCUAUUCGAUGUCGAUGCUGCUGAAGUAUUGUUACUUCAAAUUGCGUUGCAUGUUUCUGGAGAUAUGGUUUACUGUAACACUUUGUUGAACAAUUAUAGACUUUUAAUGACAAAUGUGCUAUUGUUAAAAUUUUUACACUAUCUAAAUGACCUUCCCUGAGUAGCGGGCCCAUUGUGGUCCCUUGUUGCUACAAAAUGAUCUUAGCUGUUGGCAUACCUUGGAAGGGUUUUAAGUUAGGAAUCUUGAAUUUAAUGGCAUUGAUUAUUGGUUUUUUGUUC
Molecule: messenger RNA, 1655 nt
Organism: Ziziphus jujuba (common jujube)
Lineage: Eukaryota; Viridiplantae; Streptophyta; Magnoliopsida; Rosales; Rhamnaceae
Product: 26S proteasome regulatory subunit 6B homolog
Exons: 6
Coding region: 96-1358 (420 amino acids)
Biological process (GO): proteasome-mediated ubiquitin-dependent protein catabolic process
Cellular component (GO): proteasome regulatory particle, base subcomplex
Molecular function (GO): ATP binding; proteasome-activating activity; ATP hydrolysis activity
Source: RefSeq, a predicted model, not a curated record